GCAAGAAGUAUCAUCUUUGACGCAAAAACUAGAAAGUUUGUCAGAAGAAAAUGUAGCAAAUAAGCUUGUUUUAGAAGAAUAUAAAAACUCGAUUGAAGUGUUGAAAAAGCAGCUUUCUCAAGGUGUGGAUGAAAUGCAUCUUCAAAAAUUAUUAGAAGAUAUCGAUCAGUCUAAGGUUACACUAAAUAUAAAGAUUGGGUAUUAUGAGCGACUUAUUAAUGAAGUUGAAAAAGAACUUUUACAUACUAAGGAUGGUUACAAUCAGUGUAUGGAAAAAUUAAAUACUUUACAAGGUGAUUUCGAUAAUCUCAUUUCAAAGUGCAAGGAUGAACAUAUAGAAAGUAUAAAUCAAUUGAAGAUGGAUCUGCAUAUGGGAAUAGAAGGAAGUGAUAUUAAGACAAAGUGCUUGGACGUACAUGCUGCGAAAAUCACAGAACUGGAGCACAAACUUGAUAUCGUAACGGAACUUCAGCAACAAAUCGAAGAAUUGAAUAAGAAGUUAGAAAUAUGUCAAGAUGAGAAAGAACAUCUGCAAAAGUUGUUAGAUGAAAAUAAUGAUAAACUCUUAGAAUUUGAGGUUCGUUUGGAAAGUGCAAAGGAUAUAGAACAGGAGAAAGAUGCUGAAAUACUAUCGCUUCAACAAGAAGUGAAAUCUCUACUUCAAAAAACGGAUAUUGCUGAUAGAGAGGGCAAGCUCAUGGAAGCAGAGAUAAAGAAUACAAUAAAGGAAUUGACAGAAACAAAGGAUAAACUUUCUCAAAAUGAAAAACAUAUUGAAAACUUAGAGUCAUGCGCUAAAGCAAACGAACAGAAUGCUAAGAUUCUGGAACUUCUUCAACAAAGUGCUCAAGAGAGGCAAACAGAAAAUGACAGGUUACGGAAUAUGAAUCAAGAACUAAAGAACAGUUUGAUUGAGAAGGAACGGGAGAUGGAAGCGUUUAUGAAAAACAGAGAUGAUAUGGUUACUAAAUAUGAGACGCUAGUAAGGAAUCAACAAGAAGAAUUAGAGAAACAAAAACAAGUAGCACUUCCUUACUAA
Megalopta genalis is the source of this 1039-nucleotide messenger RNA. The record is from RefSeq and is a predicted model, not a curated record. Lineage: Eukaryota; Metazoa; Arthropoda; Insecta; Hymenoptera; Halictidae.